AAUGGUAUUGGCUGUUAAAUCAAUGCCAUUGAUUGCGUUUGCCGUGAAAGCCUUACCCCUUUUCAACCACAAUGGAGUCUAGAGAGAUUUACUCCCCUACUACUAAUUCUUACCUUUAAAUUAAUUCGGGUUAUAUUCAGCCUAUAUUUCCCGUUCAUUGCCAACAGUGAUUUGACAUAUUUGUGGCUCAAUUGCGGCAAAAAUUGCAGUUUCUAAAAGCAUAUAUUUGUUCUUAGCUGGCUUCAAUCAGGAAAUUGUUUCAGGCUAUGUAGCACUAAUCUCAUUUUGUCAUUCAAACGCUGCAUUUUUGUUUGGUGAAAAACGACCAACCAAAUUAAGGCAUGACUGAGUAUAAGCUUGUUGUGGUGGGUGCUGGAGGUGUUGGAAAGAGUGCCUUAACUAUCCAGCUCAUCCAGAAUCACUUUGUGGAUGAAUAUGACCCCACCAUCGAGGACUCGUACAGGAAGCAGGUGGUGAUUGACGGAGAGACGUGUCUGCUGGACAUCCUGGACACAGCAGGUCAGGAGGAGUACAGCGCCAUGAGGGACCAGUACAUGAGGACAGGGGAAGGCUUCCUUUGUGUGUUCGCCAUCAACAACAUCAAGUCCUUUGAGGAUGUUCACCUGUACAGAGAACAGAUCAACAGGGUGAAGGACAGUGACAGUGUGCCUAUGGUGCUGGUGGGGAACAAGAGUGACCUGGGGAGUCGGAGCGUGGAGAGCAGGCAGGCUCAGGAGCUGGCCCGCGGCUAUGGUGUGCCCUUCGUGGAGACCUCUGCCAAAACCAGACAGGGCGUGGAGGAGGCGUUCUACUCUCUGGUCAGAGAGAUCAGGAGGUAUAAGGAAACCAACCGCAGCAACAAGAAGAGCAAGAAAAGCACUCAGAGACGUUGCACCAUUCUAUAACCCCACACACACACUGCACACUGCACAUAGCCCAUAACCCCCCCACACACUGCACAUAGCCCAUAACCCCCCCACACACUGCAGUUCCUUUACCACAUGGGAGAUGUUACCUCUCGUAUUGACAGGGGAUCUGGAAUGGUGAACGCAUCAAGUUCCACUUUCUGUCAUUAGUGUCGUUACCGUAGUAACGGAAACUUCACUUCCUGUUGCUUCUCAUUGGCUGCUCCAUUAGAAUUGUGACUUCAGUUUGUCCACGUUGUUUUCUGACAAUUGUAACAAGAAACUAGAAGUUGUAGCAUUGAAGAGGGGAUUUAUAGACUGGGUUUAAAGCCGCCAUCUUCGGUUGGUUUAAAUAUGAACGUCACUUUACUGCCCCUAGUGGUAAAUAUCUGAAGAGUAAUUAAUUGAUUAAUUAAUGGUGCAAGUCUCAUAGCUACACAUUCCAAAUGAUCAUCUUGUUUAUUGUUUCACCCUAAGGGGUGAAAAAAUGAUUUUUGGUCUUUGCCAACGUGUUCUGCAUUGCAAGAAGCCAGUGUAGGCUAGCUUUCUUCCAUUCCAAUGUAGUUUUCUCUUCAGUAUUUACACAAGUGGCAAUCUCUGUUAUUCUUUUUUUUUUACGAUUCAGCAGGGUUGUAAUAGAGAAGGUAUUUUGGUCCUCACUAGCCUCCCUCUCACUUUCUGUAUUUAAAAAAAAUCCAAUCAGAGUCGAAGGCCACAACUCACUGGGUAACGUUUACAUGGGCAGCUCAAUUGGGAUUUUUCCUUUUUUUCUCCCAAUUAUUGGCAAAAGAGCUGAUCUGAUUGGUCAAAAGACCAGUUAGUGAGGAAAAUAUCAGAAUUAGGCUGCCUGUGUGAACACGGCCUUAUACUGUUGCCAUUUCUAUAGGAUCAUGUCCAAUUAGUUAGGCUAGCUGUUCAGUGUCCUAGCUUGAGGUCCAUUAAAGUUGUUGCACAUGAACAUGUCUAUUGUGACUUCUGAUCACCAGAUUCCAUUUUGUUGUUCGUCGUGUGGUAUUAUUUCAGAUACAAAUUCUGGAUGUGUUCCAAUGUCCAUGCUAGCAUACUCCUUAGUGCAUGCCCAAUAAGUUUCAUGCUAAGUGGCAUGGUGGUUUAGUGGUCAGGAAUUUGAGCUGAAUGAUCUCAAAACUCUAUCGGCCUUUGCAAAUGAGUAAUGUGUAAUUUGCUAAUAUCUCUAGCUUUACAUUCUUAAUAGCUGAAGCCAGGGACUUUUCCCCAAGAGGUUGAAAUAGAACGUAUCAGAGAAAACGUGAUUCUCUUCUGUGGAGAUCGAAACAGCAUUCAUUCUAUACAAUGUAUUUCAAUCUGCAACAUUUGAAUUAUUUCAGUCCACAGGUAUCUGAAGUGUUAGACAAGAGCAUCGGGGGACAAAAACAGGUAUUUACACUGAAAGGUGUCAGACCAACACUUUGAGGGAAAACAUGCUGUUUUAUUGGUUGGAAUUAUGCUAAAUGUGGUCAUUUAAAUGUGGUCAUGUGGUCAAACGACUGAUGUAAUAUGUGGGCUGAGGUGAACCCACAAUGACCCUGGUGUUGCCAGCAGGAUGAGCAGAGGAAGAAUCCCCCUAAAGAUGCAGUAGUUACUGAGUGUAACCUAUAGGUGUCUAUGGUAGUGUUACAUUGCCCAGGCCUGUGCAACAGUACCAU
Oncorhynchus kisutch (coho salmon) is the source of this 2569-nucleotide messenger RNA. Its product is annotated as Ras family GTPase. The record is from RefSeq and is a predicted model, not a curated record. The transcript has 5 exons. The coding region runs from base 342 to 905 and encodes 187 amino acids. Gene Ontology annotation, molecular function: GTPase activity; GTP binding. Gene Ontology annotation, cellular component: membrane. Gene Ontology annotation, biological process: signal transduction. Lineage: Eukaryota; Metazoa; Chordata; Actinopteri; Salmoniformes; Salmonidae.